This is a messenger RNA of Abrus precatorius (Indian licorice), 323 nucleotides long. RefSeq names its product phytosulfokines-like. Gene Ontology annotation, cellular component: extracellular region. The record is from RefSeq and is a predicted model, not a curated record. Gene Ontology annotation, molecular function: growth factor activity. Gene Ontology annotation, biological process: cell population proliferation. The coding region runs from base 33 to 272 and encodes 79 amino acids. Lineage: Eukaryota; Viridiplantae; Streptophyta; Magnoliopsida; Fabales; Fabaceae. The transcript is spliced from 2 exons.
UUCUAAACGAUAAAAAUAAUAGAGAACUCAACAUGUCCAAACUAGCCACUCUCUUCACCUUUGCUCUUCUAUUGAGCUUCAAUUUAAUCUAUGCCUCCCGUCCUAACCCAGUUUUCAAUGGUGUCUCUUCAUUGCAUGAGGAUGUUGCAGCUAACAAGGUAGAGAUAGAUGAUGAGAGUUGUGAAGAAGGGACAGAGGAAUGUUUGACGAGAAGGACACUAGCUGCGCAUACCGAUUAUAUCUACACUCAGAAGCAUAAACCCAGAAAUUGAUUAAGGGCAUCAUCAUACAGGCGUUUAGGACCCAAAUAACGAUAAAAUAAA